AUGUCCUCCAGCGCCUCGGUGAUCGUUGCCGACACAGUGCGAGGGCACCACCACCUGAAGAUCGACGGCUACUCGGUCACCAAGUUCGCCCUCCCUAGGGAGAGUGCCCUCAGGUCUCGACCUUUCUCCGUGGGAGGCCACCGCUGGGUCAUCGAGUACUACCCCAACGGCAACCUGUUCUCGUGGUCGUGGAUGGACCACAUUUCCCUCCACCUCGCCCUCGACGAUGUCGUCGCCGGGAAAGUGACUGCGCAGGUCCAGUUCGGCUUUAAGGCGGGGGAGGAGGAGGAGGAGGAGCACGCGCUCUUCCUCGAAUUGAAGCCCGGCGAGGUGGAGGCCGCCCGCGGCGGUGUCUGGAGAUGUCCGCAGUUCGUCAGUAAGGAGACCCUGGAGGCGUCGACGCAUCUCAAGGACGAUUCCUUCACCAUCAGGUGCGACAUCUCUGUCUUCAACGCGUUCAGCGCCGAGGAGGGGCCGCCGCCGUCCCCCGCGCCAAGAUCCAUCCCCGUGCCCCCGUCCGACCUGUGUCAGCAGCUCGGCGACCUCCUCGCGGCCAAGAAGGGCGCCGACGUGGUCUUCGAGGUCGGCGGCGAGACGUUCUCGGCGCAUCGGUGGCUGCUCGCGGCAUGGUCGCCGGUCUUCAGCGCCGAGCUCUUCGGCUCAAUGAGGGAGAGUGGCCCCGGCGUGGUCCGCGUGGCCGACAUGGAUGCGCAGGUCUUCAAGGCACUGCUCCGCUUCGUGUACACAGACUCAUGGCCGCCGGAGACGGCGGAAGGAGAGGAAUUCGCCAUGGCCCAGCAUCUGCUCGUGGCAGCCGACAAGUACAGCCUGAAGAGGCUCAAGCUGAUCUGCGAGGACAAGCUGUGCAAGAACAUCGCGGCGGGCACGGCGGCGAGCAUCCUGACGUUAGCUGAGGUGCACCACUGCCAUGAGCUCAAAGGCGCAUGCUUCCAUUUCCUCAGCUCUCCGAAGAACCUGACGGCAGCCAUGGCCGGCGACGACUUCGAGAAUCUGCGCUCAAGCUUCCCUUCUCUUGUCAAGGAGUUGAUUGCCAAGUGCUCGGCCGACGCCUAA
Molecule: messenger RNA, 1074 nt
Organism: Triticum aestivum (bread wheat)
Lineage: Eukaryota; Viridiplantae; Streptophyta; Magnoliopsida; Poales; Poaceae
Product: BTB/POZ and MATH domain-containing protein 1-like
Exons: 3
Coding region: 1-1074 (357 amino acids)
Biological process (GO): protein ubiquitination
Molecular function (GO): protein binding
Source: RefSeq, a predicted model, not a curated record